Messenger RNA from Homalodisca vitripennis (glassy-winged sharpshooter), 1078 nucleotides. RefSeq names its product proteasome activator complex subunit 4A-like. The coding region runs from base 164 to 976 and encodes 270 amino acids. NCBI's taxonomy places the organism in Eukaryota, Metazoa, Arthropoda, Insecta, Hemiptera, Cicadellidae. The record is from RefSeq and is a predicted model, not a curated record. Gene Ontology annotation, molecular function: peptidase activator activity; proteasome binding. Gene Ontology annotation, cellular component: cytosol; nucleus. Gene Ontology annotation, biological process: proteasomal ubiquitin-independent protein catabolic process. The transcript is spliced from 7 exons.
AGAAACUAAAACAUUGUAUUGUGACUGUUAAUGUCUUACAACACUCAGAAAGUAAUGUUGAUUGCAGGAGAACAGAGAUCCCCAAUCGUCACCAUUGGUUCCUGGAAUUCCUCAUGGAAGACCCGCUCAGAGAAGAGGCAUCCUUCAUUGACUGUGGUCGGCUAUGUGCUCUGCAAGGGGCGAUCAACCAACAGGAGUCAAGAGUAGCGGAACUGUUUUCACAGACUGCUGGAUUACCUCACUCCUAAGUUUAUCUCACCCCUACCAACUUCUCCGGGAAAGGAUCGGCAGUGUGUUGACAAACAUCUUCGCUUUGGAUCUGCCUACUUCUGGUCCCAGAAGGACAAGAGGUCCUCUGAUCAGCCAGUUUGUGGCAAGUAUCAUGCCCCAACUGUUCUGCCUCUACUCCCUGUCAGAUGUCACCAACAGUCAACUGCAGCUGACAUCAGUUAAUGUUGAAUCCAAUACAGACAGCCAGAUGGAAGUUGGCAUCCCAAAUAAAUUCGAUGUUGAUAUUAAUGAGAAUGGGAAGAACACUGCCAUUUGUUUAUUUAAAACCAUGGUGAAGUGGAUGACCAACAGCAUUAUGCGAGCUGACUACAGCUCCAUCCCAGAGUUCUUUGCUUUUCUGCCACUUGUGUGCUUGAUGGAGAACUAUGAGGCUGAUGAUGAAGUCAACAAAGUGUGUACCGCAAUGUUGGCAGUCAUGGCACAGUGCCUCACUCUGCCAGAGUUCCUGCCAACUGCACUCACAGCCAUCAACGAGGUGGCAGAAAUGAGUUCAUGGUCUGCACGGGCCACCUGCUUGGAUUUCCUACAAGUAUUUGUGUUCCAUAACAUGCCCACCAUAUCCAGCCAGGAGCCGUGGGUGUCUCAGCAUGAGGACCUCCAACACACAUCCUCUCUCAUUAACAGAUCAGGAAGAAGAAGACUGAGAAAUCUGCUACAACUGCCUGGUCUACAGACCGGAAACUAACUGUGAGCUGUUUUUAGCCUCCGAUCCAAACUAAUACGUUUUACUUUGAUGUUAGUUAAUAUCGCCAAUAGAUUUUUAAUUUCUUCAUUGAUCAUCGCAAUU